Myxocyprinus asiaticus (Chinese sucker) is the source of this 1729-nucleotide messenger RNA. RefSeq names its product leukotriene B4 receptor 1-like. The coding region runs from base 99 to 1091 and encodes 330 amino acids. Gene Ontology annotation, molecular function: G protein-coupled receptor activity. The record is from RefSeq and is a predicted model, not a curated record. Lineage: Eukaryota; Metazoa; Chordata; Actinopteri; Cypriniformes; Catostomidae. The transcript has a single exon. Gene Ontology annotation, biological process: G protein-coupled receptor signaling pathway; immune response. Gene Ontology annotation, cellular component: membrane.
GCUUUUAGAAAAGGGAAAUGAGUUUUUGCAGAGGCAGACUUGUUUUCAAACUCAGUGGAUAGAAGUGUAGUGGGCUAAAGUGGACCAGAGGAGGAGACAUGAACGGCACGGGUUACCUUCAGGGAGGUGAGGAGACUGAGGUAGGCUUGGUGGGGGCCUGCGUGAUCCUGAGUGUGUCCUUCAUGGUGGGAGUACCUGGGAACAUGCUGGUGGUGUGGACCAUCUUGAAUCAUGUGAAACAGCGAUCACACACGGUGCAUCUCAUCCUCCACCUAGCAGUCGCAGACCUUCUGGUACUAAUCACUUUGCCUCUUUGGAUCUACUCACUAGCUCAUUCCUGGGUGUUCGGUGAGGCCACCUGCAAAGCCAUAACUUACAUCAUCAAUGCUUGUAUGUACAGCAGCGUCUUUCUCAUCACUAUGAUGAGUGUGGAGCGUUUCUUAGCUAUCAGAUACCCCUUUGCUUCAGCUGGAUGGAGGAGGAAACGAGCACUGAAAAAGGUAUUAUUAGUGCUAUGGGUGGCUUCAUUUCUCCUGAGUAUUCCAGUUAUUGUAACUCAGACUUUGGGUGACGAUCAAGAUCAGUGUACGUACAGAGGCUAUGCUUCUGAUACACAAGAGGCUGUGUUGCUGAUUUUAGAAACUCUUAUAGGCUUUGUCAUCCCUUUUUCCAUUUUGGUAGUCUGUUAUGGCUGCCUCUUCAGUCGAAUAGCACAGAUGAACUUCAAGUCCAAACGAAAAUCGACAGUUCUCAUCUGCAGCGUGGUGGUGAUGUUUGGAGUCUUCUGGAUCCCACAUCAUGUGAGGAACUUUCUUUCCCUCAUCGCACUCGCUCUCAAAUCCUCAUACCCUGAAGUGGCAAAAAACUUGGAGGAUGCUUGCACCACCAUGAGCAUUAUAGCAGGAGCCCUGGUGUUUGUUAGUAGCUCAGUAAACCCAGUGCUUUAUGUGUUUGCCGCACGGACCUUCCGCAGCUCACUCCGGGAAACUGGAAUACAGAGACUGUUCCAGCAUUUAUCCAGUGCUGCCACAGGCGAAGAGAAUAAAGAGUUAUCAUUUGUGUCAAAAAAACAUAGUCCAAAUUGCCUGUAGAUGCUGUUAUGGAAUCAUUCAUCAAUACCUCAGCCUGACUCUGUGGGAACCAAAUAUACACAGAAACUGUAUAAUGUCAUAAAGUGUUAACUGUAUGAAUAAUAAUCAUAAAGUGUUAACUGUUGUCUCAACAUUUUGCAUAAAUCCUUAAAUAUAAUUGUAUUUCAGAAUUGUACUCAAAAUUAAAUAACUAUAUUGUAUAAAAGAAAAUCACUUUCAUGCACACUUUCAUUUGCAGUGCUUUAUGAUUUCAACAUCCCCCUUUUCCUCAUAUUGCAACAUGUGUCUGGGUUUAGAACUUGUAAGUGUGUGAAAAGGGGAAGUGGGCAUUAAAAGUAACAGAGGUCAGUCUAUAGAAAGAUUCCAUGUUUUCCACUGAAGUGUCGUUCUUCUCUGUAAUUCUCUAUUUCUUUACCAUCAAAAUCAAACAUAUGUUACUGCUCAUAAUCCAAAUGGGCCCUAUACGCUUUCUUAAUACUUCCUCCUUCAUGGUCUUACUGUGUCUGAAUUCUUAGAAAAUGUUUGUCUUCAUAACAUUUCAUAAAAGCAUAACUCCACAUCUGCAGCAACUUCCUUUUUUUGGUUGGCAUCACCAAUCCCUCUUGUUUUUCAACCCUUCCAACCACCUGUCAGAGGCA